CUCAUUAUACCCCAUCUACACAACCCUUCUUCCCCAACUUUUCCCCAAAUUCGAUCUUAGGGUUCUUCCCUAACUUUUCCAUUUCCCACGCGAAUCGUCUACCCCUUUCCGAUCGAAGCGGUGAAUCUUCUUCCCCGAUAACUUCUUCUGCAGCCAUCUUCCCCAACUUUUUGAUUUUGGAAAGCAAUCAUCGAAACUAGAAGAAGGAAAAAAAGAACCCAGAAGCUGCGUCGGCUUAUGGAAUAUGGGUUUUUGGAAGCAGCGUCCUCAUCCCUAUACUUUGUUCCAUCUUCAUAUCCCCUUUUCCACUAACCAGCUACUAUCCCAGCUUCAAUCGUAAUCACCACCAUCGCCACCAAGUUGCAUGUGCGGAAGAACCCUCCCGUCAUGAAUGGCGCUCCAAAAUUUCCCCUAAAACCACAAAUUUGCAACCAAAAUCCUAAUUCACAAAAACAAUCUAACCAAAACCAAAUUCAACCCCCUAGAGACCCUAAACUAGAUUCAAUUUCCCCCAAACUUCACUUUCCUCCACCACCUUGUUCGACUGAAUUUAGUCACCCAGUCCCCGACAUCCAUUCGUCUCCCACCGGUUGCUCGGCGUCGCUGCCUCCUUCGUCGUCAAGAACUCUUCCUCACCGCCAUGCGCAAGAUGGAUACUGCGCUUGCUCUGGUCCAAGUAGCUCCUCGACAAACCCCUUCAACAACCGGCAAUGGAAGAGGGAUUGGGGGCGGUGGUUGAGGGAACGUCGGAUUUUGAGGGUGGCAAUGGAUUUGGGACCCUCGACUGAACGUAGUCCUCCCGUCCACUCUUCUUCCCAGCUAGGAACACCGUCGUAUAGUGGCGGAAGUAGAACGGAGGGGGUGAGAUGAAGAGAUUUUGGCGAGGGCAGCUUAGGUUAGGACUUAGGAGGAAGAAAGGGAGAGGUGGGAAGACGUAGAGCUUGGUGGAACAUAUUCAAUCUCUCGUUAGGAGAUUUCUUUUAUAAUUUUUAAUUUAAUGAAAAUUAAAGGAUAAA
Molecule: messenger RNA, 1016 nt
Organism: Linum trigynum
Lineage: Eukaryota; Viridiplantae; Streptophyta; Magnoliopsida; Malpighiales; Linaceae
Source: the annotation of a GenBank genome assembly